Molecule: messenger RNA, 2076 nt
Organism: Elephantulus edwardii (Cape elephant shrew)
Lineage: Eukaryota; Metazoa; Chordata; Mammalia; Macroscelidea; Macroscelididae
Product: zinc finger protein 184-like
Exons: 4
Coding region: 1-2076 (691 amino acids)
Biological process (GO): regulation of DNA-templated transcription
Source: RefSeq, a predicted model, not a curated record
AUGACCCCCAGCCCCGGGGCCGCCUUGCUGGACAGCACAGCGAGGCCCCCGCCGUGUCCGGUGGCCGCAGACGGGGCCGUGGAGUGGAGCCAGCUUGAGCGGGGCUGCGUCACCUUUGAGGAUGUGGCCAUCUACUUCUCCCCGGAGGAGUGGGGGCUCCUGGAUGACGAUCAGAGGAUCCUCUACAACGAUGUGAUGCUGGAGAACUUCGCAAUCAUAGCCUCACUGGGUCGCUGGCGGGAUGUGACAGAGGCGGCUGCUUCUGAACAAAGUUUUUCCUUGGAUGGAGGAUCACACGACGGGACUCCACAGACAGGUCCAUCCACCCACAAGGCUCACCCCUUGGAGAUAUGUGUCCCCGACUUUAGAAACGACAACCCGAUCCCGUCCUUCCUUCUCCAGCAGCAGCCCACUUCCAGCAGUGUGACAGCGGGCAGCCGUACCCCAUUUGGGGAGGCCUUCCUCAUCGGAAAGACUCAUCCCAAGGGGGUGGAGUUUGGGAAAUCUCUGAGCAGCAAACACCUGCCGGGUCACCACCAGAGCCGUUUCCUGGGAAAGGGACUUUCUGAGCCCAGCAAGUUUGGGAAAGCAGUCAGUUUCAGUUACCGGCGCCAGCAGCAGCGAGGUCACAACAGAGAAAGGCUGUACGAGUGUGGCGAGUGUGGGAAAACCUUCACCCACCACUCCUCCGUCAGCAGACACCAGAGGAUUCACACCGGGGAGAGGCCGUACGAGUGCCGGGAGUGUGGGAAGUCCUUCACCCACCACUCGUCCUACAGCAGACACCAGAGAGUGCACACUGGUGGCAAGACCUACGAGUGUCCUGAGUGUGGAAAGUCCUUCAUUCGAAACUGUAGCCUCAUCCAGCACCAGAGACUUCACACGGGAGCCCGGCCUUACAAGUGUGUGGAGUGUGGGAAAACCUUCAGUGAGAACUCCACCCUCAUCCAGCACCGCAGGGUCCACACCGGAGAGAGGCCAUACGAGUGCACCCAGUGUGGCAAGUUCUUCAGCCGGAGCUCCACUCUGAGCCAGCACCGGCGGUCCCACACGGGGGACCGGCCUUACAAAUGCACCGAGUGUGAGAAGUCCUUCCGCCAAAGAUCGGGCCUCAUCCAGCACCAGAGGAGCCACAUAGGCUCGAAGCCGUACGUGUGUGAGGAGUGCGGGAAGCCUUUCAGCCAGAGCUCGGGCCUCAUCCAGCACCGCAGGGUCCACACCGGGGAAAAGCCCUACGCCUGCAGCAAGUGUGGGAAGUGCUUCCGACAGAGCUCCGCCCUGCGUCAGCACCAGACUGUCCACACGGGAGAGAGGCCUUACGAGUGUGGCGAGUGCGACAAGUGCUUCAGCCACAACUCUGGACUCAAUAAGCACUGGCGAAGCCACACUGGGGUCAGCCUGUACAAGUGCAACGAAUGUGGGAAAACCUUCAGCCGAAAAGAUACAUUUGUUCAGCACCAGCGGAUCCACACGGGAGAAAGGCCUUACGAGUGCAGUGAGUGUGGGAAAGCCUUCAGCCGCAGGGACAACCUCAUUCAGCACCAGAGGACCCACACAGGAGAGAUGCCUUACAAGUGCAGUGAGUGUGGGCGGCACUUCAGUCAUCACUCCAACCUUACUGUGCAUCAGAGAGUCCACACCGGUGCCAGGCCUUUUAAGUGUAACGAGUGUGGAAGAGUCUUCAGACACAAGUCCUCCCUGGUCCAGCAUGAGAGCACCCACACUGGACAGAGCCCUUAUGAUUGUGGGGCCUGUGGGAAAUCUUUCAGCCACAAGUACAUCCUCAUUAAACAUCAGAAAACUCACACCGACCUCAGACCUUACGAGUGCACGGAGUGUGGGAAACUGUUCAGUCAGAGCUCUGACCUCCUGGCCCACCAGAGGGUUCACACUGGGGAAAGGCCUUUUGUGUGUGACGAAUGUGGGAAGGACUUCAUCAGGAGCUCCCACCUGGUUCGGCACAAGAGAGUUCACACUGGGGAAAGGCCAUACGAGUGCAGGGAAUGUGGGAAAACCUAUACUUUAAGUUCCCACCUUGUGAGGCAUCAGAAAGUUCACACAGUCAGAAGGCUUUAG